Messenger RNA from Harpegnathos saltator (Jerdon's jumping ant), 1531 nucleotides. RefSeq names its product peptidyl-prolyl cis-trans isomerase. Gene Ontology annotation, biological process: protein folding; protein peptidyl-prolyl isomerization. Gene Ontology annotation, molecular function: cyclosporin A binding; peptidyl-prolyl cis-trans isomerase activity. Gene Ontology annotation, cellular component: cytoplasm. The record is from RefSeq and is a predicted model, not a curated record. The transcript is spliced from 3 exons. Bases 126 to 755 code for a protein of 209 amino acids. Lineage: Eukaryota; Metazoa; Arthropoda; Insecta; Hymenoptera; Formicidae.
AUUACAUAAUAUUUUCGCGUAAUAACCGGCGAAAAGCCCGCAAAAGCUUCCGAAGCAGCGUUGCUCGGCUACGAGGCAGAUCGCGUGACGCGGGAUCGAUUUCCGGCGGGUUCCCAGUUGCGAGAAUGGCGUUGAGAUCGAUUUGCCGGCUGUCAAUUGAUUCGACCUUCAGGCAGGCGAGCCAUUUCGGAGCCACCGCCCGCCCGAGACGACCGUCCUUCGACACGCUCGUACGAAGUUUCGCCGUAGCAGCUGAAAGCAUGGGUCUGCCACGCGUUUUCUUCGACAUGACCGCGGACGACAAGCCCGUGGGUCGCAUCGUGAUGGAGCUGAGAAAGGAUGUAGUCCCCAAGACGGCGGAGAAUUUCCGCUCUCUCUGCACCGGAGAGAAGGGCUUCGGUUACAGGGGAAGCAGUUUCCACAGGGUCAUACCGAAUUUCAUGUGCCAGGGUGGUGACUUCACCAACCAUAACGGCACCGGCGGCAAAUCCAUCUACGGCACGAGAUUCGAAGACGAGAACUUCAAGCUGACCCAUACCGAACCUGGUAUUCUCUCCAUGGCGAAUGCUGGUCCCAACACUAACGGCAGCCAAUUCUUCAUUACCAGUGCCAAAACCAGUUGGCUCGAUGGAAAACAUGUUGUGUUUGGAAAGGUCGUCGAAGGAAUGGAUGUUGUUAGAAAGUUGGAGGCCAUGGGAUCUCAGAGUGGCAAGACCUCAAAAAAGAUCGUAAUAGCGGACUGUGGAGAGAUGUAGAUGGACUAGAUAUUGUGAUGACUGCAUUUUUAUUUAGCUGUUGCAUACAUAUUUACUGUCUUUAUUGCCCCUAUUUCCAUUCUCAUCAAACACACACGUCCUCUCUCUGUCUCCCUAAUCUGAUGAUUUACUUUUGUCCGAUCGAACAUAGAAAUUUGAAGCUUGUUCAACAUAGAAACAGAAAGACAAUUGCCUGCAUUGUGCCUGCCUCACUUCACCUCUCUUCGUCUUGGCUUCCUUACCUCUCCUCUCGUUUUCUUUACGAGUGAGCUUAUCCUUCUGUGUUUUCAUCGAGCGACAGAAUUCUUUCUAGCGAAAUCUGUCUCUGAGGAAAGAUUUACGGGUUUCUUCUGCUGUUUCGUUUCGCGACUUUUGUGUGGUUUUACACGAGAUCUGUGUUGCAAAAAUCCAUAUUCUUCCACGAAACACACUCGCUUGAACCGUUGAACAGUGUGGCGAAAGAACCAAAUGCAACAAUCUCGAAUUCUUACGUACUAUUUCGUGGGACAGUUUAUCAUCGGUGCUCGGAAUACGAAGAAUCCGAAUAAAGCGCGGUAGAUUGCUUCGUAAGUUCAAGAACAGUUGAAUUGAAGAAAAUUGGGAGCUUGACAUACCGAUUCCAGCGUUAAUUCCGGUGUUAAAUGAUGCAUUUGCCCUUGACAUCGUAUCUUUCUACUUUGCGUACGAUGCGUAUAUAAUAUUUGUACAAUGCAUAUGCGUGUGUAUCAUUCUUACACAAUGUCAGGUGUUACGAUUACAAUCCUCGUUUUACGUUC